This is a messenger RNA of Lodderomyces margitis, 252 nucleotides long. RefSeq lists its product as uncharacterized. NCBI's taxonomy places the organism in Eukaryota, Fungi, Ascomycota, Pichiomycetes, Serinales, Debaryomycetaceae. The transcript has a single exon. Bases 1 to 252 code for a protein of 83 amino acids. The record is from RefSeq and is a predicted model, not a curated record.
AUGGACAAAAAGAAAGAUGAUUUAAAUGAACAAGAAUUGUGGAAAUUCAAUAGAAUAUUGCUUACGAUAACAAUACUAGUGUUGCUGUUUAUCGGUAUAAAACAAGCGUUGUAUAUUGCUAGAAAUGACAAUACGACAUGUUUACAAGACGUUCAGCAUGGUGGUCAAAUACUGACUGUAAGCCUGGUAUCACUUGAUAAACGUAAAUUAGCUGAAGUGAAUCAUAUGACAUCAGAAGUUAAUAAGACCUGA